AUGCUUAGAACAUUAUUCUUCUUCAUCUGGGCAGCGUUUGUUGUCGCAAGAUCUCCAACCGGUGGGUAUGCACCAGGCACAGUAGCUUGUCCCAAAGGUGUCAAAUCUUUCAUCCGAGAAGGUAACACUAUUUCUAAUGAAGAAAAAGACUGGAUUAAGGAGCGACAUAAGAUAACCGACCAGGCAUUGGCCGAGUUUUUGAAGUCGGUGAACAUGACAGACUUCGACGUUGAUGAGUUUAUGACAAAAAAUUCUUCGCUGCUGGUGAACAUCGCAGUGUCGGUAUCUGGAGGUGGUUACCGAUCCAUGUUAACCGGAGCAGGACAAGUUGCUGCUCUUGAUAAUAGAACACAGGAUGCUCUGGAAGUAGGUUUGGGUGGAAUACUUCAGAGUUCGACCUAUUUUGCCGGACUUUCAGGUGGAGCAUGGUUGGUGGGUUCGUUGACGAUGCAAGAUUUUGCCAGUGUUGACCAAAUUGUAUUUGAAGAUCCAGAUGAUUUGUGGAAUCUUACCGAGACUCGCCAAUUGCCCAACACCACGUCCCUCUGGAAAGUUAUAUAUCCUGCUAUUCGCUUGGAUGCCAUUGGAGUAUUGUCACACAUUAACAAUUGGAACAACGGCAUUCAGCUGGACCUUGAGAAAAAAGAAGCAGCUGGGUACGAAACCACUAUCACUGAUGCUUGGGGUAGAGCAUUAGCUUUCCAGCUUUUUCCCAAAGGCAAAGACAACCAUGGAGCAGCCACUACCUGGUCUGAUAUUCGCGAUCUCAAUGCCUUCAAGAACCAUGAAAUGCCGUUCCCCAUUCUAGUUUCAUUAGCACGCCAGCCAGAUUCGAUCUUUUACAGUUUGAAUUCGACGGUCGUGGAAGCUAAUCCGUUCGAAAUGGGCUCCUUUGAUACGGAUCUCAACACGUUUGUGGAUAUCAAGUACCUUGGCACCAACCUUGUUGAUGGUAAGAGUAACGGAAGUUGUGUUGCUGGUUAUGACAACGCUGGCUUUAUGAUUGGAACCUCUUCUUCUCUUUUCAACCAGUUCCUUUAUACUCUUGUUUGCGAGGAAUGUAAGCUAGUUGGAAAGCCAUUUGAUUAUGUCUUGAAACCCAUUUUGAAGAGAUUUCUCUUGAAGAUAUCUUCUGACAAAGACGAUGUUGCCGUUGUGAAACCCAAUCCUUUUUACCACUCCAGAUACGGUACGGAUAACAAUAUUACCACAGACGAGUCACUCGUACUCUUCGACGGUGGACUUGGAGGAGAGACAAUUCCUCUUUCUAACCUUAUGACAAAGGAACGGAAACUCGAUGCGGUUUUUGCUUUCGACAAUGCUAACUGGCCCAAUGGAUCCUCCUUGGUUGAUGCGUACCUGAGACAAUUCGUAGACAAGGGCGAGUCGUCUCUUUGUCCAUACGUACCCGAUGCCAUAUCUUUCAUGCAACAAAAUUUGACUGCAAAGCCAACUUUUUUCGGUUGUGAUGCCAAGAACCUUACUGACUUGGCAAAGGACGGUGUUGUUCCACCAUUAGUCAUCUACCUCGCAAACCGUCCCUACGAGUUUUUGUCAAAUACCUCAACUUUUCAAAACUCUUAUACUGACCAAGAAAAGAAAGCAAUGAUUCAAAACGGAUUCGACAUCACUUCUCGUCUCAACGGAACCAUUGACGAGGAGUACAGAGCGUGUAUUGGCUGUGCCGUGAUCAGAAGAGAACAAGAACGUUUGGGACAACAGCAGACCGACCAAUGCAAAAAGUGCUUCAAACGCUACUGUUGGGAUGGUACCAUUAGUCGAAUGAAUACCACCAAUUACUCUCCUCCAGUCAAUUUCACUAAUAGUGGGCUCACGAACAGAUCCAUGGAUGUACCCACACUUAAAAUCAACGAGUCACCAAAAAGCUCGUUUUCAAUAUUUAGUCUUUUCAAGAUUUAA
This is a messenger RNA of Meyerozyma guilliermondii ATCC 6260, 1920 nucleotides long. It is a transcript of the gene PLB4.5, whose product is annotated as Plb4.5p. The record is from RefSeq and is a predicted model, not a curated record. Bases 1 to 1920 code for a protein of 639 amino acids. Gene Ontology annotation, cellular component: intracellular membrane-bounded organelle; plasma membrane; extracellular region. The transcript has a single exon. Lineage: Eukaryota; Fungi; Ascomycota; Pichiomycetes; Serinales; Debaryomycetaceae. Gene Ontology annotation, biological process: glycerophospholipid catabolic process. Gene Ontology annotation, molecular function: A2-type glycerophospholipase activity.